Molecule: messenger RNA, 2600 nt
Organism: Hordeum vulgare subsp. vulgare (domesticated barley)
Lineage: Eukaryota; Viridiplantae; Streptophyta; Magnoliopsida; Poales; Poaceae
Product: oligopeptide transporter 7-like
Exons: 6
Coding region: 238-2505 (755 amino acids)
Biological process (GO): transmembrane transport
Molecular function (GO): oligopeptide transmembrane transporter activity
Source: RefSeq, a predicted model, not a curated record
GUACUGCCUGAUUUUUUAUAUACCAACGCGUGCAUCGCGUGCGGCGCCGACGUCCCCUCUUCCCACCGAAACACACACACUAAUGAUAGUAUAGUCUUAGUGUUCUAGGUGGAUAAUCACCCGUCAGCAAGUAAUUACGAUGCAGCGACGUCGUCGCAGCUGGAGAAGAACUACCGCGCGCGGAGGACCAAGGACGCCAGCCACGCAACAAAUUAAGGAGGAGCUACCAAGCAAGCCAUGGCGUCCUCCUCCCGCUCCCACCAAGAAGCGGAGGAGGGGGAGCUCGAUGGCGACCGCAUCACCUCCCCACUCCUGCGGCGGAGCUCGCCGGCGCGGGAUGAGGCGUCGGAGGAGAACUCGCCGAUCGAGCAGGUGGCGCUGACGGUGCCGGUGGGCGACGACCCGGACACGCCGGUGCUAACCUUCCGGAUGUGGGUGCUGGGCAUGGCGUCCUGCGCCGUCCUCUCCUUCCUCAACCAGUUCUUCUGGUACCGCAAGGAGCCGCUCACCGUCACCGCCAUCUCCGCGCAGAUCGCCGUCGUGCCGCUCGGCCGCCUCAUGGCGGCCGCGCUCCCCGAGCGCGCCUUCUUCCCCGACAGGCCGUACGAAUUCACCCUCAACCCGGGGCCGUUCAACGUGAAGGAGCACGUGCUGAUCACCAUCUUCGCCAACGCCGGCGCCGGCACCGUCUACGCCAUCCACGUCGUCACCGCCGUCCGCGUCUUCUACGGCAAGAACCUCACCUUCUUCGUCUCCCUCCUCGUGGUGCUCACCACGCAGGUGCUCGGGUUCGGGUGGGCGGGCAUAUUCCGGCGGUACCUCGUGGAGCCGGCGGCCAUGUGGUGGCCCUCCAACCUCGUGCAGGUCUCCCUCUUCAGGGCGCUCCACGAGAAAGAAGGGCGCCAAAAAGGCAGUUUCACGCGCAACCAGUUCUUCUUGGUGGCAUUCACGUGUAGCUUCACGUACUAUGUCUUCCCGGGCUAUCUGUUUCAGAUGCUCACCUCCCUCUCCUGGAUCUGCUGGGUCUUCCCCCACUCCGUGCUCGCCCAGCAGCUCGGCUCGGGCCUCCGCGGGCUCGGCAUUGGCGCGAUCGGCCUCGACUGGGCAUCCGUCUCCAGCUACCUUGGGAGCCCUCUCGUCAGCCCUUGGUUCGCCACCGUGAAUGUCGCUGCAGGCUUCUUCAUCAUCAUGUACAUGAUCACACCUAUCGGGUACUGGUUUAACUUCUACAAUGCGUGGACCUUCCCCAUCUUCUCCGCGGAUCUCUUCACCUCGACCGGGCAGAAGUAUAACAUCUCGGCCAUCGUGGAUGACCAUUUCCGUUUCGACACGGAGGCCUAUGAGAGAAACGGGCCAUUAUACCUCAGCACGCUAUUGGCAAUCACAUACGGUGUCAGCUUUGCAACCCUUACCGCGACGAUUGUUCACGUGCUUCUGUUCCAUGGAAGAGAAAUUUUGCAGUUAAGUAGAUCAACGUUUCAAGGGGAAAAUGUGGACAUACAUACAAAGCUAAUGAGGAGAUAUAAGCAGGUUCCUGAGUGGUGGUUCAUCUGCAUCCUUCUUGUUAGCAUUGCUGCCACCGUAUUUGCUUGCGAGUACUACAUCGAGCAGCUCCAGCUGCCCUGGUGGGGAGUAUUGCUUGCAUGCGCCAUUGCCUUUUUCUUCACCCUCCCAAUUGGGAUCAUCACAGCGACCACAAACCAGACCCCAGGAUUGAACAUUGUAACAGAGUACAUCAUCGGGUACUUGUACCCCGGACGACCCGUCGCGAAUAUGUGCUUCAAGGUAUACGGUUAUAUCAGCAUGCACCAAGCUCUGAUGUUUCUUCAAGAUUUUAAACUGGGCCACUACAUGAAGAUUCCCCCAAGGACCAUGUUUAUGGCUCAGGUGGUAGGAACAUCGAUUGCGGCAUUUGUGUACCUUGGAACGGCGUGGUGGCUGAUGGACACAAUCCCCAACAUCUGCAACAUUGAGCUUCUCUCAGCGGACAACCCUUGGACAUGCCCCACUGAUCAUGUGUUCUACGAUGCGUCCGUCAUAUGGGGACUUAUUGGCCCACGCAGAAUAUUCGGGGUAUUGGGAACUUACUCGGCAGUGAACUGGUUCUUCUUGGGAGGUGCUAUUGCUCCGCUGUUGGUAUGGUUUGCACACAAGGCAUUCCCAGCCCAGAAUUGGAUCUUACUCAUCAACAUGCCCGUGAUAAUCGGUUGCACCGUCAAGAUGCCCCCUGCCACUGCGGUAAACUACACCACAUGGAUACUCAUUGGGUUUCUAUCGGGUUAUGUGGUUUAUAGAUAUCGACGUGACUGGUGGGAACGACACAAUUAUCUGCUCUCAGGUGCACUAGAUGCUGGCUUGGCGUUCAUGGCUGUCUUAAUUUACUUGUGCUUAGGGUUGGAGAAGAUUAGUUUGAACUGGUGGGGCAAUGACUUGGAUGGAUGUCCCCUAGCUUCUUGCCCCACUGCAAAAGGUAUAGUUGUCAAGGGGUGCCCAGUGUACAACUGAACAUUUUCUCAUCUGUGGUGAUCCUUGAAGAAAUUUUGGAAGUAAAAGGCAAGCAUCAAUGGAAAAUAAUGGAAUCCUUGAUCGUUUGAAAUCUA